Messenger RNA from Nicotiana tabacum (common tobacco), 780 nucleotides. Its product is annotated as histone deacetylase complex subunit SAP18. NCBI's taxonomy places the organism in Eukaryota, Viridiplantae, Streptophyta, Magnoliopsida, Solanales, Solanaceae. The record is from RefSeq and is a predicted model, not a curated record. Gene Ontology annotation, biological process: negative regulation of DNA-templated transcription. Gene Ontology annotation, molecular function: transcription corepressor activity; transcription factor binding. Gene Ontology annotation, cellular component: nucleus.
GUGCUUCUGGUGCAGUAAAACAGAUCAAGAAAACGCAGAGCAAUGGCGGAAGUGCAGAGAAGGGGAAGACCGUUGCCUCCUCCUCCAGCGAGAGUCCCACCGGGUCCUCCUCCCCUCAGAAUGGGCCCUCGGGUCCAACCCGUUGACCGUGAAAAGACUUGUCCACUCUUGCUUCGCGUUUUCACCAAGAUUGGAGGCCAUCAUAGUGAUAAUGAUUUUGCCGUGAGAGGCAAGGAACCUAAAGAUGAGGUCCAGAUCUAUACAUGGAUGGAUGCUACUCUGCGUGAAUUAACUGAUCUGGUUAAAGAGGUAGCUCCAGAAGCAAGACGAAGAGAUGCAAGUUUGUCAUUUGCUUUUGUGUAUCCUGAUAAACGAGGGCGGUUUGUGGUUAGAGAGGUGGGGAGAACGUACUCUUAUCCAAAUGGGAGACGACCUGAUAGUGGCAGCAAAAGCUUGAGUGAACUAAAAUUUCAGAUUGGAGAUUACUUGGAUGUGGCUAUCACGUUCCAGUGACCUGUAACAGUACCCGCAUUAAAAAUAGAACCAUCUUAGCUUGUAGUAUACUUUGUGUUCCUUUUCUUAACUUCCCUAUCCUUGAUAUGUAUGUAGCCCCACUUAUGCAUUAGUUCAUUAUAUGCUCUGGGCUAAUGCUACCUUUUUCUGUAAAAUUAACAUCAAAUCCAGUGUGUCGAUGCAUUCCAGACCUAUAUCUUGUAUUCGUUUAUAUCUGCAAGAUGGUUUAAGUAACAAGUAUCUAAGGGUUUUUUCUAACCCAUUGAA